UUGGUAUUAUUUGGGAAGUGGCCAAAGGAGGGUCACAGUCUUCACUGAGACUUACCUGCUCCCUCUGUGCCCUGUCCUCCCUGCUCUCCAGUAUGGUGUGUCUGUGUUUCUUUGGAGGCUCCUGGAUGACAGCUCUGACAUUGAUUUUGAUGGUGCUGAGUCCCCUCUUGGCUUGGGCCAGGGACACCCCACCACAUUUCCUGGAGCAGCUUAAGGCCGAGUGCUACUUCACCAACGGGACCGAGCGGGUGCGGUUCCUGGCCAGAUUCAUCUAUAACCGGGAGGAGAACGCGCGCUUCGACAGCGACGUGGGGGAGUUCCGGCCGGUGACGGAGCUGGGGCGGCGGGACGCUGAGUACUGGAACAGUCAGAAGGACUUCAUGGAGCGGACGAGGUCCGCGGUGGACACCGUGUGCAGACACAACUACGGGGUGUUUGAGAGGUUCCUGGUGCCUCGGCGAGUGGAGCCUAUAGUGACUGUGUAUCCUACGAAGACCCAGCCCCUGCAGCACCACAACCUCCUGGUCUGCUCUGUGAAUGGUUUUUAUCCAGGCCACAUUGAAGUCAGGUGGUUCCGGAAUGGCCAGGAAGAAGAGUCUGGGGUCGUGUCCACAGGCCUGAUCCGUAAUGGAGACUGGACCUUCCAGACCCUGGUGAUGCUGGAGACAGUUCCUCAGAGUGGAGAGGUCUACACCUGCCAAGUGGAGCACCCCAGUUUGACAAGCCCUGUCACUGUGGAAUGGAGGGCACAGUCUGGGUCUGCACAGAGCAAGAUUCUGAGUGGAACUGGAGGCUUUGUUCUGGGUUUGCUCUUCCUUGUGGUGGGGCUGUUCAUCUACUUCAGGAAUCAGAAAGGACACUCUGGACUUCAGCCAACAGGUCUCCUGAGCUGACGUGGAGAUGGUGACACUCCAGGAAGAACCUUCCUUCCCAGCUUCUUCUCAGAGUGAAAGGCUUCCAGCUCACACUCCUCCACAAUUACAGUGCUUUCUCAGAUCUGGUUGGCCCGGCUUCAGUGACCUUGCAGCACCUGUCCUUCCUGUGUCUCCAUCUGCUCCGUCUUUGACCUGGAAGCCCCAGUGUGACUGCACAGUACCUCCUCUGCCUUCUCUCCUGGUGCCCUUCUGUGUGGCCCUUCCUGCCUCCCUUGCAUGGGAACUCACCUUCUUCUCACAUGUCUUCAUAAGCUUUUCUUAAAUAAACAUGGAGUAAAAACCA
Messenger RNA from Mustela erminea (ermine), 1218 nucleotides. Its product is annotated as DLA class II histocompatibility antigen, DR-1 beta chain-like. The transcript has 6 exons. Gene Ontology annotation, cellular component: MHC class II protein complex; lysosomal membrane; late endosome membrane. Gene Ontology annotation, molecular function: MHC class II protein complex binding. Bases 93 to 893 code for a protein of 266 amino acids. Gene Ontology annotation, biological process: antigen processing and presentation of exogenous peptide antigen via MHC class II; immune response; positive regulation of T cell activation. NCBI's taxonomy places the organism in Eukaryota, Metazoa, Chordata, Mammalia, Carnivora, Mustelidae. The record is from RefSeq and is a predicted model, not a curated record.